This is a messenger RNA of Symsagittifera roscoffensis, 1041 nucleotides long. RefSeq lists its product as uncharacterized. Gene Ontology annotation, molecular function: nucleic acid binding. The transcript has 3 exons. The record is from RefSeq and is a predicted model, not a curated record. Lineage: Eukaryota; Metazoa; Xenacoelomorpha; Acoela; Convolutidae. Bases 1 to 1041 code for a protein of 346 amino acids.
AUGCCUUCACUAGGGAAGAGCCUAGCUCCCAAAGACCAAGCGAUUCAAUAUGGUCGCAAGGCUUUAGCAUACUGGUCAAGAUGGAACGAGCUAGGUAUCCGCGGAGGGGUCCUAUACAAGAAAUGGUUCCCGAAGGUUGACUCGCGGCCAAUCUUGCAGACGAUGGUCCCAGCAGCGGGACGAAGGGAGAUCCUGAACCAGCUUUACUUAUCCCAGACCAGUGGUGGACACUUUGCGGUAGAGAAGACGCUAGCCCGGAUCCGCCAGCGGUUCUGGUGGCCCACAAUGAGGACUUAUGUGGAAAAGAAGGUUCAGUGGUGCCUCACCUGUGCAGCCCGAAGCACCGGUGGGAAAAAAAGGGUGGCUGGCUUGAUCCCUUUUAAAAUGGGAAUUCGAUUCACCACUGUUGCAGCGGACAUUCUCGGACCAGUAACGUUAGCCACACGGACGCGGGUGAAGCACGUCUUAGUCAUGACCGACUUGUUCACCAAAUAUGCGGUCGCGGUACCCCCAGUGUCAACGGACUCUGCGGAAGUGGCACGGGAGAUAGUAGAACAUUGGGUACUGAAGUUUGGAGCACCGAAUGUGCGGCAUACGAUCAGGUACCCGAUUGACUUGUUUUAUCCGAAGCCACACGAUGAAGUGCACACCCAAGAUGGCUUUGUGGAGUGCUUGGACGAGCAGUUCCGCAAUGCCCACAGCAGCGCUCGGGAGCUUCUGGGGACAAAUCAGCGCCGACAAAAGGAUCAGUAUAGAAAGAAGGUCCACGGCUAUCCUUACGAGAUAUGCGACAAGGUGACUACCCCCAACAAGGUACGGUUCUUGCACUUCAACAUGCUGAAGCGAUUCAAAGAAGAGACGGCACAGUCAGAUGAGGCUACUAGCAGCAAGCGACGGACACCCUAUCGGUCGGUUAACUUCUUCGAUGACCCGGAGAUGUAUAUUGAAGAUGAGUUGUUAAGGGUGAACAACGGGGAGGGUUUUAGUCAUGACCCAGGCCCACGAGAUGUACCAGUGAGAUUGUUGCCUGUGAGAAAUUGA